AUCAAGUUUAGGAGGGCUGACGGGGCGCACGAGACGUGCCGAGUCUGUUGUAUUGUCGGGUAGUGGGUUUGCUUAGAUAUUGUUGGGUUCCUUCAGUUUUCAGACGCGAUAUUUUUGUACACAACCCCUAGAAGAAAUCUGUUUCCAAAUGGUUUACGUUGGGCAUCGUGAAAUAAAUGACCGUGAUUUACAAUCCCCAGAAGUGGCGCGUGACCGAAGCUCCACAAGCACGAGAGCUCCUCAGAUCAAGUCUGUAGUUGGACCCAGGAUCUGGACUUUCCACAUUCCUCUCUCUGUACAACACCUUUCCGUAUGAAUGGAUGAGCACCUUCAGACUCCGGUUAAGAUUUCCGCUUAAAAAGAUUAGAUUAAUUUAUUUCUCUGCUGAGUGACCUUUGUGUCGUUUAUGAUUUUAUGAUUUAUGCAGUCUGUCAUGUGGGUGUUUUGGCAGCAGAAUUCUCUGGAGUGUGUUUCCAUGAGAACGUGAACAAAAAUACAAACGGACUCUUACACAUCUGCAGACUGGAUGAACCAGCUUGUUGUCGAAUUGCCCGCAGUGGAUGUAGUCACUCUCCAAGUCAGAAACAAGUGUGGAUAGAAAUACGUCCCUGAGGCAGAACGCUGUUUCUCUUGGAACUAGAACCCUCACUGAGGACCACCUGUCUGUUAACUCCAGUGGAUUUCUGUAACACAGCUCUGGUUCUGGUGGCUACUGUGUGCUACGAUGAGCUGGGCCACAGAGGACUGGACCACAGGUCUCUCUGGCCGCGUCCUGCAGAAGGUUCAGGAGCUUCAGGCGCACAAUGAGAAGCUGAACCGAGAGAGGCAGCAGAGGCAGCUCCAGCUGGACAACUCUGAGGCAGCCCUGCACAAGCAGAAGCAAAAGUAUGAGGAAGUGCGUGUGGAGCUGGCGGCAGUGCAGAGGGAGCUGGUGGGAGUUCGAGAGGGGGCACAGGCGGAGGGGCGAGCGAGGGAGCGACUGGUCCAAGAGCUUCAGACGAAAGCUGCUCACGUGUGUGCUCUUGAGAACCAACUGGAGUCGGCCAAAACACUUACACAGAAGCUCACACAGGAGGUUAAACGCCUGGAGGCUGAGCUGGAAAAGCUACAGAAGGAUAGUCUCUCAGGAGACUCCAUGUUGUUUUCCACUCCAUGCUGGAACAUGAACUCACCCUGGGAUCCAAAUGGUGGUAAGAGUGGUCUCAGAGGAGAAUGCGACACUAAAGCUCACCAUGUCAGACAACAGCUUCUGUUUGGAGACAGCCCCAAACCCUCAGUGGGUGGAGUUUCAUCACUGUUCCCUCAGCAACCCCACAAAACCCCAUCCCUCCGAUGUGGAGUCCUCCAAUCGGAAGCACAAACCCACUCCUCUGUGUUUCCGUGGGAACGGGAUGACACAAGGUCCACUCCCAGAGGAAGACCAGCCUCCUCCUCCUCCAUCUCCAGUGAUGUCGUUGUUACAGACACUGAUUCACAGGAUAAUGGGAUUGCGGGGGCGCUGAGGAGAGAGAGAGAUGAUCUGUGUGUGCGUGUCUCUGGGCUACAGAAAGAGCUGCAGGUGGAAAAGGAGCGCUGCAGGGAGUCUGAGUCUCGUCUUGCUCAAGCUCAGAAAGAGCUCAGCAUAAAAGAGCAGAAUCUUACUCGCUCCAGAGACGAGUUGGCCCGUGUACAAACGCGCGUCACACAGGAAGGGGACCGGGCCCAGGCAGCUGAACAGCGUGUGAAGCAGCUACAGGAGGAGUUGAAGUGUCAGAGGCAGAACGCUGAGACCAGCCGCUGCAAUGCUGAGCAGCGCAGGAAAGAGAUGGAGAGAGAGCACCAGAAAGAGUUAUUGGAACUGCAGAGAGAGAGGCAGUCCAUGGAGAAGCAACAUCAGCAGGAGAGCAACAGACUCAACCAGGAGAUACAGCAAGCAAGAACAGCACACAACACACUACAGGCGCAGUACGACAAGCUGGCUCUGCAGAAGCAGGCAGUGGAGAGAGAUCUGGAGGGAGUGCAGGCCCAGCUGAAGAACACACAGGCUGAUCUCACUGAAAGUCAGAAGAGGGAAACUCAGACACUGGCAAAACUCACGGAGUCACUGAGGGAAAGUGAGACCCUCAGAGUGUCUCUGGAGCAGCUGAAGAAGAAGGAGAAAAGUCUGGAGGCAGAAGUAAAGAGACUAACUGAAGAGUUAGCUGAAGCGCUGAAACUCAUUAAAGAGCUGCAGGCCCAGCUUGCAGCUCCUCCUGCACCAUUGGUCUCUCAAUCCUUUACUCCUGUGACUGGAGAUGGCUUGACUCCUGUUCUCUCCGUCCACUAUGAUCGCGCUCCUCCUUAUCAGCACUCAACUCAGAAGAAGAGAGCUCCAAAACUCGGAAGACCAAGAGAAAAUGACCAUCCAGGGACGCUAACAUAUCCACCAGACAGAGAACCUGGUGAAGGUAUUGAGUCAGAACAUGUCAGUGAACUUGGAUCUGGAGACUCUGUGACACUAAGCAUCAAAGAGCAUGAAGGGAGUCAGCACAGAGCAGGAAGGCCUGGUGAAAUUGACAUGGACAGCUCUAUUACUGAACAAGACACAGGGAUAGAAGAUACAGACACAGACUCCUAUAUGUCUGAUUCAACCAGUGAGCGUAUGUUUAAAGAUGAAGGUUUUCCACAGACAGACAUUCAUCGUGACCAAACCAAAAACUCAACCUCAUCCCAUCAGGGACAGAAACAGGAUUCCUCUUCUAUAAAGGAGUUAAAGAAAGAGAAUGCUGCUCUACGGGAUGAGCUCAGGGACGCCAAGCAGGAGCUGGAGCGACGUCUGGAUGACCUUGAGACUCAGAGGUGUGCAGAAACUGAGGCCAGGACCAAACUGAAGCAGCUGAGCAAGAAAUACUCAAGCCAGGCUGAGCAACAUCGUGCCAAGGCCCAGGAGUUCAAAGAGAAAGGAAGUAAACUGGAAGCCCAGCUGGAACAGGAGAGGAAGGAGAGUGCUAGACUCAAGGAACUGGUAGCUACUUUGGAGACGGAGGAUGUAAAAAGACAGGAGGAGGGUGAGAGAGAAGAGGAAGAGAGCAAAGAGGAGAACAUCAGGCUCAAAGAGACCUUGGCUGAGAUGGAAAGAAAGGAAGAACAGCUUGAAGAAGAAAAGGAGAAAAUGCAAAAGGAACUUGAGAAGCUUCAGUCUGAGCUUUUGCAGGAGCGAGAGGACCGAGCGAGGGAGAGGGAGGAGGAGAAGAAACUACUUAAGAACAUUGAACUGGAAGGUCUAAAAAUUGCAGAACUUCAAGCAGAGUUGGACCGACUACGAAGCUCCACUGGCCCAGAAGACAAAAAUGUAAAAGGCAACAUGCCUUUAACCUAUCUGCAACUUGGAAACCAGUCAAAUGCCACAGAUUAUGUUACUGCAGACUUUGAAAAUAAUGUUGUUUCAUCUCCUGAUGCUUUUUUCUUCUGUGAGUCUGUGAACCUUCAGAACACCCUGCUCUCCAAGGAAACAAGAAUGACGUCCCUGAUAACAGAAUAUGGCACUCAGAUAAAAUCUGCAGAUCACUCCCAACAGCUCUCAGAGGACAGUACUUCUGACAGAUAUCUUGAAGGCCAAGAACAAAACAGAGAAGGCACUGACUUAGAUAAUGUUACCAUUUUGGUCUUGGAGGUAGAACGUUUACGAGCACAGAGAGACCGGGAAGCAGAGAGGGCGAAAAAGUCAGAGAAAAAGCUGGAGGUUCUUCAGAACCAGGUGACGAGUCAGACCCAGCAGCUAACACUAGCUUUUGAGAAGCAGAGCAAGCACAUUCAAGAUCUCUUGAGGGAACUUCAAGAAAGAGAUGAUGCCCUCCAGAGGCAAGGCAAGGAACUGCAAAACUGCAGAGAGGAGAUUGCUUCUUUUAAAGUAAAUAUACACAUGGUGAAGUCAAACCCUGAACAGUCUGUAGAGGAGUUUGAGGAGUCAAGCUGUGAUUUAGUUUCUAGCAAGCAUACUGCAGAUACCCUAGAAAUGGUCAUAGAAGAGGCUUCUAACACUAGGAAAGACAAACCACUGCAGUCUGGGUGCAGAGAGAGUCAACCUGGCAGUUGGAAUGCUGAACUGGAUAAGUCACAUAUGAGUGAGGUGAAUAUAAACACCAAGGAACUUAAGUCACUACACACCUCAGACAAGCAUGGCAGAGAUUCUGCCUGCCUCAUUGAAAACACUAAAGCAAGCGAACCACUGGAAUCACCCACUGCUGCUCAGCAAGGCAGAGAUCAUGUGGUUGAGAAUAACACAGAGAAUGCAGAGAGUUACACUACAAGUUCCAGAAAGAUAAGGGAAGAGUCUCAUAUUUCAGAGUUCCCACAGUGCCUUACUGAAUACCCCACGGAUGAUGUCAGGAAGUUGAAGAGGGUAAUAAAUGAAUUGCAUGAAGCACAGAACGAGCUGUCCCUCUUGAAAGCUAAGCAUGACCAGCUGACAUUACAGCUGCAAGAAGUGUCCAAGGAGGAGUUUCUGUUCCUCAAGCAAGAGAAUGAACAACUGAUAUUAAAACUGGAAUUAAAAACCAAAGAAACAUGUGCAUCACAAAUAACUCUUGCACAAAAUGAGUCCUCUCAUUUGACAAACGCUAAAGCAGAGAAUCCAGCAGCUGUAAAUCAGGAUCAACACCAUGCUGGCAAUUCCUCUAGGCUGAGGGAGGCAGUGGGACUUGGUGGAAGUUCCAGAGAUGGCAGCAGGGAGAAAAGUGGAGAGAGUGAAGAUGAGACAGCCCACACUCACUCUCUUCAGGAACAGGUUCAGGCCCUGCAGUCUCAGCUCCAGCUCCUCACUGAGCAGAACAGAGAACAAGCUGAAGAGCUGCAGCUCUGGAGACUCUCUGCCUCGUCGCUGGGGGAAUCCAUGGAUGACCAUGGCAACGGUAGCCCCAUAAUGCUUGUUCGAGAGGACCAGCUAGUCCUCCCGUGCAGCCCCACUGGUUUACAUAUGUACAGCCAGCAGAGCAGCAUUGGGGAGUACAGAGAUCUUUCUCAGCCUAAUGAUUUUUCUGCCCUUGAGACUGGACAGGAUGAAAGAGAUAAGAAACUCGCAUCACAGAACACAGCAGAAAAGUUUCAACCAGUGCUCAAAGCCAAGGAAUUAAUUGCAAACAAUGACUGCACAAGGAUCAACGUUGAUGAUCAACAUAAAGUGGACAUCACAGCCUUGGAUGUUUAUAGCACAUUUCCAGUCUCAUCUUCUGGAAUGGAGAAAUCUGGAGACAAGUAUGAUUCAGCUCAUACUGUCAAAUCAAGAGGACCACGAGAGGAGGCUCCAGGAGCUGUCUUACUCAGCCUUGAGGAACAGUCAGAUGAAAACACUUUCACAACAAAAGUCCAAGAGGAUUGUUGUGCUAUAGCCAAAUCUGAGACCAAAGCAAUUGAUCCAAAGCUGAAUUCAGAGCCGUCAAAUUGUAGUGAUUCCCUGAAGCCUUGCCUCAAUCGUGAUGAGGCAGUUACACCUACACUACGCCUUAACACACUUGGAAGCACGACAGAUCAGCAAAAUGAGCACCCUGCUGCUCUUGGGAGACAGACUGAUAACUCACAGAGGCAGGAUAAUGUUGUAAUAAAGUUUCUUGCUACAGAUCAAGGUUCAAGAUCAGAGGCUGUCAAGGUCGCAGGCAAUGCAGACCACGCAGACACCAAAGAAGUGAAGAAUGUGUCCACUCAGACAGAAGAGUGUAGUGAGUGGGCAGUAGAGGAGGUUGGAAGGUUCAUUGCCCCCAAGGAGAGAAUGAUCCUAAUGCAUGCCAGCACUCAAACCCAGGUUGAAGAGGUAAACCAGCCUGAGGAUGUUGAUAUAGAAUCAGUUGCCUCACCUUCCUCCUCUCCUGUCCCACCACCAGAGACAGAGAAGGUCCUGUUUUCUGGUGCCUUCCCCAUCCCAGCUAAUCCAGCUCAUCUAGCCGAGCGCAUUCGACGCAACCGCAGCCGCAUGUCUGCAGCGUAUGAUGACACGGAGUAUGAACCCUAUGGCCUGCCCGAGGUCGUCAUGAAAGGUUUUGCGGAUAUCCCCAGUGGUCCAGCUUGUCCAUACGUUUUGCGUAGGGGGCUUUUGGGGACUGACUCUCUGCCCGUUUCACUCAGAGAGCCACUCGGAGAACCAGAGGAAGAUAUUGACCCAUAACACAGUCUCGUACUGCCGCUGAGAUGUCUUUGAAGCUGCCUAUCUCAUCUUGAAUGUUAAUGGCUUCCACCCCACACCCCCCGAAUAAGUAGUGAAUGCUAGCUUUUUUGAGUUUUGGAUUUAUGAAUUUCAGCUUUUGGGAGAAUUGUAGUAGUAGUGUAGGUGUUCUAUGGUUGGAAAAGCAAUGCCUUAUUAUUUUGUGCAAAUAUGUUUGCAGGGACUUGUGACAUGCUAGCUUCAGUUUUUAAGAACUUGAUCUUUGUGAAUAUACUUAUUUAUAGGUUUUGUUAAUGAGUUUUUUUUUAUGUGCUGCUGUAGAUUGAUUGAUUGCUGUGAAUAUUGUAGAAUAAAAACUUGGGGUGAGUGUGUGUGUGUGUGUGUGUGUGUGUGUGUGUGUGUGUGUGUGUGUGUGGGGAGUGUGACUCAGGCCAACCUGAGUCUGUUUCCGCUCCUUGUAUGGUGUUGAAGUGCAUAUACACACUCUUGUCUGGCUGCUCCACAGUGCCUGGUUGAGCUUAUUUCAACAAGACAUUUGUGUAGUUCACUUCUCAUGGGAAAAGUUCUGAAGUGUAGUUUUUUUUUUUUUUUUUUUCUUUUCUAAAUUAAUAUAUUGAAUAUUGUACCUUGUUCAGUUGUAGCAUGUACACUUGUUAAUAUUUUUGUUUCAUAUCGAACAAGGAGGGUUUGGAGUGCUGUAUGCUUGUAUUUUUUUCGGAUUUUCUAUUAAUUUUCUUAAUAUUUAAGUUUCUUGACUAGUUUGAAGUUUCAUCCCCCCCUCCACUGACUUGAGAUGUACAAGUUUACACUAAUACCCUAAUAAAGUCUGUGAAGUGAG
Pygocentrus nattereri (red-bellied piranha) is the source of this 6950-nucleotide messenger RNA. RefSeq names its product centromere protein F. Gene Ontology annotation, molecular function: dynein complex binding; microtubule binding. The record is from RefSeq and is a predicted model, not a curated record. The transcript has 17 exons. Gene Ontology annotation, cellular component: chromosome, centromeric region; nucleus; spindle pole. Lineage: Eukaryota; Metazoa; Chordata; Actinopteri; Characiformes; Serrasalmidae. Gene Ontology annotation, biological process: mitotic cell cycle; metaphase chromosome alignment; regulation of G2/M transition of mitotic cell cycle. Bases 725 to 6115 code for a protein of 1796 amino acids.